Molecule: messenger RNA, 2214 nt
Organism: Eptesicus fuscus (big brown bat)
Lineage: Eukaryota; Metazoa; Chordata; Mammalia; Chiroptera; Vespertilionidae
Gene: PHB2
Product: prohibitin 2
Exons: 8
Coding region: 159-1028 (289 amino acids)
Biological process (GO): mitochondrion organization
Cellular component (GO): mitochondrion; membrane
Source: RefSeq, a predicted model, not a curated record
GGAGGGUUUAGAAGAAAGCGCACUUCCGGUGCCCUUUCUCCUGCGAGCACCUGGGCCACGGACCCUCGUGUGAAGGGUGCGGUUUCUAAACUGGAGUGGGGUAGAGGCGGGCCGGCACCCACUCCUGACCUUUGGUGCCGCCGGUCUCCGGGUCGGACAUGGCCCAGAACUUGAAGGACUUGGCGGGGCGGCUGCCCUCCGGGCCCCGUGGCAUGGGCACGGCGCUGAAGCUGUUGCUCGGGGCCGGCGCCGUGGCUUACGGGGUCCGCGAGUCCGUGUUCACUGUGGAAGGCGGGCAGAGAGCCAUCUUCUUUAAUCGGAUCGGUGGCGUGCAACAGGACACCAUCCUCGCCGAGGGCCUCCACUUCAGGAUCCCCUGGUUCCAAUAUCCCAUCAUCUAUGACAUUCGGGCCAGGCCACGAAAAAUUUCCUCCCCCACAGGCUCUAAAGACCUGCAGAUGGUGAACAUCUCCCUGCGAGUGCUGUCUCGACCCAAUGCCCUGGAGCUUCCCAGCAUGUAUCAGCGCCUAGGGCUAGACUACGAGGAGCGAGUGUUGCCGUCCAUUGUCAACGAGGUUCUCAAGAGCGUGGUGGCCAAGUUCAAUGCCUCACAGCUGAUCACCCAGCGAGCCCAGGUGUCCCUGCUGAUCCGAAGGGAGUUGACCGAGAGGGCCAAGGACUUCAGCCUCAUCCUGGAUGAUGUAGCCAUCACGGAGCUGAGCUUUAGCCGAGAGUACACAGCUGCUGUAGAAGCCAAACAAGUGGCGCAGCAGGAGGCCCAGCGGGCCCAGUUCUUAGUGGAAAAGGCAAAGCAGGAACAGCGGCAGAAGAUCGUGCAGGCCGAGGGUGAAGCUGAGGCCGCCAAGAUGCUUGGAGAAGCACUGGGCAAGAACCCAGGCUACAUCAAGCUACGGAAGAUCCGGGCGGCCCAGAACAUCUCCAAGACGAUCGCCACAUCACAGAAUCGUAUCUAUCUCACUGCUGACAACCUUGUGCUGAACCUGCAGGACGAAAGUUUCACCCGGUGAGAGAUGUGUCCUACACAGUGGGGUGUCACAAAGAACAUGGGGUCUAAGUCUAGUCUCUUGGGCUCCGGGGCCUGUUACUAGCUUAUUCGUGUGACUUUGAAAGACACCAUUCCUCUGAACCAGAAGAUAGAAAGUGUUGGUGACUUGAAUCUCAUAUGAUUGAUUUUAUGAGAAUAGCGUUAUUCAUUGAAAAGCAUUUUCUCCCUGGCCAGUGUGGCUCGGUUGGAGCUUUGUCCCGUACACCAAAAGGUGGCAGGUUUGAUCCCUGGUCAGGGUACAUGUGGGAGGCAGCUGAUCGAUGUUUUUCUCCUUUCCUCUCAAAUCAUUUUUUUUUUUAAGGCACUUUAAUUGUCAAGUUUUGUCUACUGACAAGUAGUGGAAGAUGGUAUUUAGUAUCCUUACUCAGGAACCCUAAAAUUGCUGCUCUGGGCAUGGAAGGGUGCUAGGAAAGGAGCGGUGAGAGAUGGCAGUGCCGAGAGGACUAGUCUUCCUUUCCGGAGCCUGAGAUCCCUGGCUUCCAACCCUUUUUCUCUUGGGAGCACAGGAGGGUUUAGCACUAGUUGAGGCCUGAACUAAAAAUCACCUCUGCAUUUUUCUUCUCUUUUUGUGAUUCCUGUUCAUCUGGUGACCUGGUGUCCACAGGGGAAGGUAAGUUGAUGAUGCAUCCUUGUUUCCAUGGGGUCUUGCAGCUCAUCUAGUACCUGCCUUCUCCCCACCACCUACCCUUUCUCACACCCCCUUAACCACUGAGCAGAUGGGACAGGAGGAAGGAGGGUGGUUCCUGUGACCUUGAAGGGAGAGGUCAUGGUGCUGUUCCUCUCACGUUUAUGUCUCCUUCGUCCAUCUCCUUUCCACAGUGACAGCCUCCUCAAGACUAAGAAAUGAGCCUGCUGACCAAGAACUCCACCCCCAGAGAAGUGGAUCUGUUUCUGCCCUGGUGUUUGAGGAGCCAACUUGGGGUCCAGCACACCCCACCCUGCCCCCAGUAUCAUGUGAUGGUCCCCUCUGUAUCUGUCCUCCCAGCCCUUUGUCAGGGGAAUGACUUUCCUCCCUGUGUUGGCAGGGGUUGUUGGGACAGUGUGUGAUUUCUCAGUGAUUUCCUGCAGUGUUGGCUCCUCUCUCAAGGUUGGGAGGCAAUAACCACCAUCCCAGGAAUUCUCAAUAAAUUUUUAUUACUUAAGCAGAA